CCCGUCCCUCCCCUGCCUCCCUUCCACCACGUGCCAAUCGAGCUCAAGCUUUUUUCCUUCCUCGCCUUCAAUGGCGGGCAUCCUCCGCUUCUCUUCCUCCAAUUCAUCCCUUCCCCUCAAACAACUGUCCAAUUACCCGCGCAUUCCCUCUUUCUCGAACUUCCUCCAUCCUCCCAAACUCUGUUUCUCCCACUUUCGCUGCAUAGCCAUGGCGACGAGCAGCAGCAGCACCAAAAAUCCCUCUUCCGCAACUACUUUCCAGGUCCCAGAACUCGCCGCCGACGAAAUGGAAAGAAUGGCCGAGCAGACAUUUCAGAGAUACUCUUCAAAUACGAUCAAAAGAAAGGGAACAGGGACCGCGAUUGUUUGGUUCAGGUACGAUCUCAGAGUUCUGGACAAUGAGGCUCUCUACAAAGCUUGGGUUUCUUCUGAAUCGGUUCUCCCUGUCUAUUGUUUGGACCCGCGCCAUUUCCAAUCCACUCACUUCUUCGGAUUCCCUAAGACUGGAGCUUUGAGAGCCCAGUUUCUGGUGGAGUGUUUGGCUGAUUUGAGGAAGAAUCUGACGAAGAGAGGGCUGAACCUUGUGAUUCGCCAUGGGAAGCCGGAAGAAAUUCUCCCUGCUCUUGCAAAGCAGUUCUCUGCUCAUACAAUAUAUGCACAGAAGGAAACUUGCAGCGAGGAGCUAAGAGUUGAGAAGCUUGUAAGCAGAGCAUUGGAGAAAAUAAGUUUGACGACGACAAUGAUGGCUUCUUCAUCAGCUCCGAAGAAUCCCACACUUCGACUGGUUUGGGGAAGCACAAUGUACCAUAAAGACGACCUUCCCUUUGAUGCUCGUAGUGUUCCUGAUGUCUACACAGAGUUCCGCAAGUCCGUUGAAGCGAAAUCCAGAAUCAGACAAUGUGUCAAGCUUCCCAUGUCUCUAGCACCACUUCCACCCGUCGCGGUGGAAGAUUGGGGGAGCAUUCCGACGGUUGAUGGUCUUGGCCUCCAACCUCAACAGGUUAGCAAAGGGAUGAGGUUUGAAGGAGGUGAGAGUGCUGCAAUUGGCAGAGUGCACGAGUACUUCUGGCAAAAGGACUUGCUUUGCGUGUACAAGGAGACGAGGAACGGGAUGUUGGGAUCCGAUUACUCGACCAAGUUCUCCCCCUGGCUGGCCUCUGGAUGCAUUUCGCCACGGUUCAUUCAUGAUGAGGUGAAGAGGUAUGAAAUGGAGAGGCUAGCAAAUGCUUCCACUUACUGGGUGUUGUUCGAGCUACUCUGGAGAGAUUACUUCCGCUUCAUAUCGAUCAGACAUGGCAACUCCAUUUUCCAGUUAGGUGGCCCAAGAAGAGUGGAGAAGAGAUGGAGCCAGGACCAGAAGCUGUUUGAAUCCUGGAGAGAUGGCUGUACAGGGUAUCCUUUGAUAGAUGCAAACAUGAAAGAGUUGUCAGCAACAGGAUUCAUGUCAAAUAGAGGAAGGCAGAUAGUAUGCUCGUUCCUGGUUAGGGACAUGGGCAUAGACUGGAGAAUGGGGGCAGAAUGGUUCGAGACUUGCCUUUUAGAUUAUGAUCCCUGUUCUAAUUAUGGCAAUUGGACAUAUGGUGCAGGGGUUGGAAAUGAUCCGCGAGAAGAUCGUUAUUUCAGCAUUCCGAAGCAAGCACAGACUUACGAUGCUGAAGGAGAGUAUGUGUCAUACUGGCUUCCCCAGCUGCAAAAUCUGCCGAAAGAGUCGCGUAACUUUCCUGGGAAAUCGUACAUCAAUCAAGUUGUACCUCUAAAGUUUGGUGGCAAACCUAAUUAUAAGAGCCAUGCUCAAGCCACAACCUACAAUGGCAGGCAGCAGCAGCAGAACAGCCGUGGAGGCAGAGCGACCAGAGGAAACAAGAGAUGGAACUAAAGCAUGUCGACGAGAUCACUCUUGGUACAGAGCAACAAUGAUGGAAAAGCAGCAACUUUGUUGAAUAAAAUUUCAGUUCUGCCUCAUUUAGGCAGGAGAUUAUCUUGAAUGAAUGGAAAGAACGCUUUGCAAAUUUACAUUGGAGGAAGAACAAGCAAAACCAUGUAUACGUUGUGUGUUAAGUGAUUCAAAUUUUCCGUGUACUCUGAUGACUAGAUGAGAAUCGUAGCGGUCUUGAUUCGUGAUGCCAAACUUAGCAAGCCUGUAUAUAGCGUUCCAUUGAACUGAGAAACUCCAUGCAGCAAUUUGAAAUGGAUU
Molecule: messenger RNA, 2194 nt
Organism: Linum tenue
Lineage: Eukaryota; Viridiplantae; Streptophyta; Magnoliopsida; Malpighiales; Linaceae
Source: the annotation of a GenBank genome assembly